Molecule: messenger RNA, 700 nt
Organism: Penaeus chinensis
Lineage: Eukaryota; Metazoa; Arthropoda; Malacostraca; Decapoda; Penaeidae
Product: ADP-ribosylation factor-like
Exons: 3
Coding region: 100-516 (138 amino acids)
Biological process (GO): intracellular protein transport; vesicle-mediated transport
Cellular component (GO): cytoplasm
Molecular function (GO): GTPase activity; GTP binding
Source: RefSeq, a predicted model, not a curated record
AUUCUGCAAUGUCUGAAAUUACUCUCGUAAACAGCUGGUCUCAGUGGUGCAGGGAAGACUACCCUGCUGUACAAACUGAAGACUGGAAACGUGGCUCUUAUGGAACCAACUGUUGACUUCAACAUCGAAACGGUCUCAUACAGAAACUUCAACUUCACGAUGUGGGACAUAGGAGGCCAGACAGCGACGCCCGAACUGUACAAAUACCAUGUGCAUGAAAUCGCUGCCAUAAUAUACGUAGUGGACAGCAAGGCCUGUGAUCGGCUGGAGGAGGCGAGGAGACAACUGGAUAUGGUGCUCAGCAACGACGAAAUCUCGGGGAUUCCCCUGCUGGUGCUGGCCAACAAGCACGACCUCCCCGGGGCGACCUCAGCUGACCUGAUUUGCGAGGCCCUGACCCUCCGCCACCAGAACCGACCCUGGCACAUACAGCCCACGAGCGCCGUGACGUCACAGGGCAUUGACGAGGGUAUGGACUGGCUUCUUAUUGAACUUACACGCAAGCCAUCUAUCUGAUGCUUUGCUGGCCUAGAAGGACUGGUUUAAACAUAAAUUUAUUUUUUCGAUUGUUAUGCAUAUUUUGUUUUAUUUUUAGGUUAGGUUAGGUGAGAUUAUAUAAUUUCCUUGGGUUAAGGUAGAACUGGCUUUUCUGGCUUACGAUGGUGCUUAAAGGAUUUGCCUUUGAUUUGAAGUCUAUGCU